GUGACGGCGUAGGCGCUUCAAGCUUAUGGAACUGGAAGCCUCAAUCCUCGCCACUUUUCUCCCACCUACUACUAGCUGAAACCUGAUUGAUACGCCUUCAACUACUGUUUCGCGAUGAACGAAGAUGUAUUCAAUUCUCGAAGGAGAUCUUCGAGGCUACAAUCUCCUCUGCAAGUAGAAGCUGCUGUCAGCGAUGCAACUGCAGUUGGUGAAACCUUCGCGACACCUCGCAGUAACACUCGCCAAUUGCUACAGAGGGUCAAGAAAGGUGUAACUAGAAAAUUUUCUGCAGUUAAACUUGAAGGUGCAUCAUUAUCUCCGCAUCCCGAGCUUCAGGAUGAGCAUUCUGUUGUGGAAGAAGAUGCUGUUCCUCAACCGAUAGUCGCACAUGUUCAUCAUACCCUCUCUUGUGUUGAUGAAGGCGCUGGUCUCCAAUCAGUAGCUACGCAGGUUCACAAUAUCACCUCUGGUAUAGAAGAACGUACUAGUCUCCAAUUAGUGGGCGUGGAACGUCGAGCUGCAGAUGAGGCCGCAGAUCAUAUGAAUAUACUUGGAAUGCCGCAUACAGAAAUUGAAUUGCCCAGCUUGGACCAAUUUACGAGUCAGCAUCACAAUGUUUCUACCUUACCCGCCACAUCUUGCUCGACACAAAGUACAAAAACUAUCUCAUCUGAUUCACUUUCCUAUCCGCAUCUCCUUGACGAGAUGGACAAAGAUGCUCGCUCUGCAUCACAAGCACACUCAUUGAAAGGCGAUCAAAUACUUCAGACAGACAAGCCCCCUGUGUCCGAGGAUGCAGAUGAUGAUGUGUAUCUAUCUGCAAAAUCAGAUAACGGAGAAGACUCUACGGAUGCAGAAGACUCCCUUCUGGAUAAUGAUGUCCGUGACCUUGUCCAGUCAAUCAAAUCGAUGUACCGGGUCCUGGACUUGGUCAGUGAACGAGGGAGUGGUGGGCUAGUGGAUAAAAUUAUCAUCGCACAGGACUCACUCCGGACAUUCAUUAAUGCCAUCUGUCCUGGUGCAUAUGUGUCUAUGACGAAUGUCGACUUCAGCGCGCUCGAUAGCUUGAUCAUGAAGCCCAUCGGCAUCUAUGGGAGCAAAGAGGAAAUAGUACGACUCUUGUUGGCUCUUGGUGUCGUCGACGACCACAUAGCAGCCCAGCUUGUCGCGAACCACAGCGAGUCCAGUGUUUCCAAACCAAACCUUCGUUCUGGACUUUACAUUGUUCGAACAAAUUGUGAAGCUACCUCCGACGAACAAGUGUUCGUUGUCUACUGGCCCGAGGAUGCCACUUGGGAUGACUCAGCUCCUUCAUCCGUGAAACGUACUCGUGUAACCUUCAUGCGAUACCUUACGACAAUAUGCGAUCAAGUCAAGGCGCUCAUCUCCCCUGAGCAUGCCCGUUCCAUUGUAUGGUGUGAACAGGAAGGCGAAAACACCAUGGAAAUGGACGAAAAUCAGGAUGAGCACGACAGAAUGUUCACAUUUGAAGUCAGGAAAACCAACGAACAGGAAGAAGCCAUAAAGCCGCGUCCUGGAUUCAAGGCUGCAUCCAGUCACAUAGCCAUGCCCCAGGCUCACUCGGAGGUAACAGGGAAUGUUGGACCACAUAAGCCCUGGUUAUUGCACGGCGAGACUACUCAAGGGUUCAUGACGAGCAGCUAUCUACCUGCCAGGCGGAUCACUGAUAAGUGGACACGCAAGUCCAUUACUCGCCUCCAGUUAAGCAAUUGGUUGUGCACCGACAGUUUGCGGAUAAACGAGAACUUGGAUGUCAACGCAUUGCAUCUUUUACUGGAUGCAGGCCUUCGGGAUCGCUUUCCGCAAUUAUGCAACGAGUGGCAGCAGGAGUCAGCUAAUAUUUCAUCGAAUGUCUAUGCCUGCAGUACAGCGACACAGGCCGGAACUAGGAAGAAGUUGGAGGACAACUCAUCUCUUCUUACUCCCAUUUUCCAUUGGGCAUUGGUUGACGCCAUUAUUCAGAAAUUUCCUACCUUCACCUAUGAUUCCUUCCCCUACUCUACCAAAGACGAGCAGGGCUGCUAUGCAACUCAAGGACCGAUCAAACCUGCUACUGCUCCUUCUAGCUCUUCCCCUCAUUUCAUGGAGAGUGUGCAGCAUAGCUUCGAGGUCCAAGAUCAACUUUCAACUAUCGUUGAGCUAUAUCCAGAAAUAGGGGAUGAGCUUCGUCACACAGUGCAAAAGUUGUCCAUCGAGAAGAUUAACAGUCGCGAUUUCAAAAGCUACAAGGAACGAAUCUAUGUCGCUCAGAGCCUACUUCGCCAAUUUCCCGACGUCAAGAUGGAAGAUGAAGAUUUUUCAAAUGCAAUUCUUCACAAGGACAUACGACACGUCAGGGAAUCCGUCAGGAUGAUAGGACGAAGUGCUGCCCCACAUCAACGGCCAAAGGGAUUGAUGAGCACCACUUUGAAUAGCAUUAAUUUCUUCAUCUCAUCUGGGGAGGGCUCUCAGUUCGUCGAUAAGACAUUCAACGACGCCGAGGCUGCUGCAUCUGCAACCAGUGACACUCAAUUCCUCGCUGAGUUGGAUGACAUUGAGAAGCUACCUGUCAUGAAAAAGGUCGUCGCAUGUACCAGGGCUGCUGCGUUGGCGCACUUCAGGUCACUUCUGAUGAUGCAAACAACAAUUUUGACUCAUUCGGCGCUGCACAUACAAAUCAGUAAAUGUGUUGCCCGGGUUCGUCAGGAAGCGCUCAGCAGCGAAGAUCAACAACUGGCCCAAUCACGAAAGAGGUUAAUCGCUUCCUUCAACGCCCAUUCAGAGAUGGGUUUUCAUUCGCAUACUUCUCUUAUCAAUGCCAUUGAGGAUGGGCGAGGGUUCUUGUCUCUAGCAGCGUCUUCGGUGCAAAUAACUGGUUCAAGGGAAUAUCUUGAGCAACCGAAGCUGAAAUUUACAGUCCAUCCCAUGGAAUUGACAGCGCAGGAUUUACACUCCUUACAGUUAGAUUCGAGUACAAUUCCUUCACCAAAGUUCAGGAAUUCGUUCACGUUCAAGCUACCUCUAGGUCAUUCUGUAGUGAGAGCGCAACUGCUUCCAGGCGAGAAGAUUUUGCUUGCGACGACUGAUCUGUCUGGAAACUUAACGGUGUACCUGGAACACCUCACUGCUAUUGAGGGCGCCUUGGCUCACGGCAGUCACGGGAAAAAGCUGAAUAGCAACAAGAUUGGCAAAUUUGUUCUAGCUUUCGAUGAGUCUAAGCGUGUGCUCAGCGUUGUUGCCACAGAGAAACUUUUGCUGCACAUAUUCAUUCACGACGAUAACCGUGUCGGUUUCCAGGCCAACGGCAGUGCAAUCAAUUUGACACAAUGGUAUCCUGAAGGUACCUCUAUCAAGCACGCAUGUUUCAUAUACGGUGGGGAAGAAUUGCUGCUCGUUGAUACAUUAGCACAGGCCAGAGUUUACUCCCUGACGACUAUGCAGUUUAGACCUGCGACGCUCAAUCUCAUCCAGAUUCCAACAGCAGUUUAUUCGACUCCAGAUGGUUCUUGCUUAAUCGUGUCUCAUGUCCGCGGGUCUGACUUGACACUAACCGCCCACCACUGGAGCACGUUUGGCUCAACGGAUGGCAUCCUACUCGAGAUCCCCGAUCUUCCAUUGGACCAGCCACUACUUCUGACGUCACUGACUAGUCGGAAUAUCGUGCAUUUGGUCACACUUGACAUUGACACACGAUUAUGUCGAUCUAUUGCUCUUGACAUCACCCGGAGAGCAACAGAGUUCACCUUCAAAGAAAGGGGCACCCGAGCGGGAAAUACAAAAUCAGGGAAUAUCACUGCCCACAAUUGCCUCAUUGAUUGUCACGCCGAAGUGUGGACGCGCUUUCCGGUUCUCAGUGCCAUCCAGCGAGAAACAAUCACUUCAUCUAGUCAAAGGUGUCAGCGAACGCUGGUGUUCAUUACAGGACAAGACUAUCAUAGAUUUGUACCGCACUUCCACGAUCUUAUUUCAACCUUUGAAAGGACGUCAAAGAAGCCAACUGGCAAUCUUCUCAAGAGAAUUGAUGUUUCUUCAACAGCAUACUCUGCUUUUCAUGAUAGUCACCUUGGAGGUGUCGAGUGGAGCGUGUCAAAAUUUCGUGCUGGGGAGUGGCUUGCAGAGUUUCUCUGCCUCAUUCCUAUCCAGAUCGCUGUGACAAUGGAAAAUCGCUUCAUUCCGCUCAAGGAUGGGGUGUAUUCCACUCAGCUGGAAAAGUCCCUUCUCGGUGCGGAUGUCAACCGCAUCGUCGAUCACCUGUCCUUUGGUUGGUAUGAAUCUUUGUUCCAGUCAUACAUGGCCAAAAAGCCUGUCAAAGUCGUUUCAUCUAUGGGCGAACAAUCAGUAGGGAAAAGCUUUUCCUUGAACCACCUCAUGGACACAUCUUUUGCUGGAUCAGCGAUGCGUACAACAGAAGGAGUAUGGAUGUCAGUGACUCCGACCCAAGAUGUCCUUGUGGUUGCUUUGGAUUUCGAAGGUGUCCAUAGUAUUGAGCGUUCAGCUCAAGAAGAUACUUUGCUUGUCCUUUUCAAUACAGCAAUCUCUAACUUGGUGCUAUUCCGGAAUAACUUCGCCUUGAGCCGCGAUAUUACAGGACUAUUUCAGUCAUUCCAGUCGAGUGCAACUGUCCUAGACCCAGCAACUAACCCGAAUCUGUUUCAAUCAACAUUAGUGAUCAUCAUCAAGCGCAUGCUUAAGUUCACACUUAGGUUCGCUCUCAAGUUUCAAAAGAUUGUCCAGGAUGAACAAGAAGCCAACUUCAUUUCUCGCCUCCACGCUGGACAGUUAAAUAUAAUUCCAUGGCCGGUGAUUGAGUCGCAAGAAUUUUACAAGCUGUUUCCAGCUCUUAAGCGUCAAUUGGACAAACAGAAACUCACUCAUAGUACAGCGGGAGAGUUUCUUCACGUGAUGAAGACCUUGAUGGCAAAACUGAAGGCAAAUGAUUGGGGCGCUCUCUCACAAUCGAUGGCCUCGCAUCGAGCACAGCUUCUUUCGGUCAUGUUGCCCAAUGCUCUGGCGUUUGGACUGCAAGAGGUUGAUCCUUGUCCAGAACCUUUGAAGAACCUGGAUGACGGUGUCCCAAUCGACAUGCCUGAUACUGCAUCGGAGUUCUCAUUAGCGGGGGGGCAGCAGUCCUCUUCUCGUGAGGCCGCUCUGCACGUCCUGUCUUGUGCUUGGAAAGACCAUACUUCUCGCCAGCACAUGUCAGAUGUUCUUUGGGUCGAGAAUUUGACUGCUCAUAUCGAUAAUCUGAUCAAUCUGCGUGUCGCUCACGUUCGCAAGUGGAUAUUGUUGAAUGUCACUCGCUUUCCAAGUGAGCAAGCAAGUAUUGGCGAGCUCAUGAGAACGUUUGGCAGUGCAACAAUAGACUUGAAGAGCAACUUGCAGUUGUGCAAGCUGAAAUGUGCAAGCUGCGAGCUGCUCUGCAUCCAGAGCAGAUUGCAUGACGGACAGCAUGACUGCCAGACUUCUCAUGAAUGCAUACAUUCUUGCGAUUUCUGUGCAUCAUCGGGAGAGACCAAGGCUUGUACGAUGUCGUGUAUUGUGAACGCCCAUCUCUGUGGUCAAGUUUGCAAACUCUUCGGAAGACAAGGAUGUCUAGAUGAAUGUACAAAGGUGAUCGGACAUGUAGAAGACGAUCAUCUGUGUGCUGCUACUGUCCAUGCCUGCGGUCAGUCUUGUGAGCUGUCAAAGUUACGGUUGGCUGAUGGAUCAACUCCACCUUGCCGUGGUAUAUGUGGCACUCCAAUUGACGUGGACCAUGACCAACACCACUGUGGUGCUCGACUUUGCUCUUUCCCCUGCCAACUUUGCAAGAGACUCUGUGCGAGUACGAACCAUCUUCAUGGCUUGCAGGAUGGCGCUAUUCAUCUCUGCGGGAACACCCAUGUCCCAUGGAUUGCAUUGCCUGAUGGCAUCUGCGAAAUCGAGACUGCGCCACAAUCGAUAGAGGCGACGUUCACUGGAAGGCAUGAGACAUUCCAGUACACGAAGGUGGCGUGGUUGGCUAAACGACUAAGAUGUGCCAAACCGAUACCGCCAGGCCUGGCGGUCCAUGAAGGUCAGCACAAUCAUAGUUUAGACGAAAGAGUGGUGCAUUUUUGCAGAGCAAGAUGUGAGCACUGUGGCUACUAUUGUACAUUGCCGCUCGGUCACCCGCAACAAGAGCACGAAACCAGACAUGGAUCCAUGUCUUCGUCACGAUGGGCAAUCGAUGGCCCAGAUGGUACAAGUCUUGAGGUCGAAGGCCGUCGCUUCUCGUCAAAUGAUGAGGGUGCACCGAUGAUGUGCAACAUUGUCUGCCAGACAUUGGGCAGACACGUACACAUUGACUACUGUCGAUCGCAAGAUGCUGCCCCAUGCAGAUUGAACCCUGAAGUUCUGCAUAUCUCCAAGAGGAUGUCACCAACCCCGGACCGUCCCAAAGACUUUUUGACACACAAUCUCUUCUGGCGACGGAGUGGCUUCAAAGAUCCGUACUCUCGGGAAGAACGAGCAAAUUUCGCAAAAUGUGAUGCCAUGUGCAGCGGUCCUGAACACACAAUUGCAGAGGGAAAUGCCGCUCAGCCCUCUUUUUGUACUUUGCCUCUCUUUCACGUUCCAAUGGAUCCAAACGCCCCCCUAACGACCCUCGGAUACAUCUCCAAUGACGGGCAUUUUUUUUCUUGUAGGAAUCCGGUGGUGAUGCAGCAAGCAUUUCACGUAUCUAGCUCCAUGCGUUCGACAGAUCGGCAACCUCUGAGGAGUACCCCCGUCUCGGACAAAAUUAUUCGAAGCUCUAACAAUAGGUUUGGCGCUGUUUUGUCAUCCUUGUACGGCUUCUGGUCUGCCCGAGCUGCAGCAGUCGCUGGUCAACAAGCAGCCAGACGAGACUCCUACAGUGUUAUCCUGUUUGAUCAGUCUACUGUGGACGCUGUGUUCAACGAUUUCUCCAGCUCACCUGACGACUUGCUAGACGCUGUGUUACGUUAUCAAACUUCGAUAGGCACAAACUUCACUGCUGCCAUUCAACGUGCCCAGUUACUUAUGGAGCACUACUGGAGCACAGAGAGAACACCUGUAAUUAUAUUUCUAUCCGAUGGCGAGUGCCCCAUCGAGGACCAGACCAUUCAAGAUUUGUGCCGCGCUGCAGUCCGUCUUGGGAAACCAUUAUCCUUCCACUCUGUAUCUUUUGGCCAAAAUAUAUAUUCUUCCUCAUUGAGAAGAAUGUUCCAGAUCGCUCUAGAAGCCCAAAACAACGCCCCGCGAGACCCCUUUGCUUCUGCGGCAGCUACUGUUGCGUCCACAUACUCGGAAGCUUUAGAUACGGUUCAACUUGCUGAGACAUUCCUUGGAAUUGCUCAUUCGCUCACAAAGCCAAGAGGGUUUCUCAUUAGCGAGAAGGAAACAUGAGACAGGGGUAGGAAUACAAGAAUGACUGUUUUGAUGUCUUGACUAGAUGCUUCGAUGUUCAACAGUUCUACGAGCAGAUGUGAAGCUGUAUUAUAUAAAAUUAACAGUAUUCAAUACUGAGUAAGCAGAUGAAAA
Messenger RNA from Suillus bovinus, 7521 nucleotides. RefSeq lists its product as uncharacterized. Gene Ontology annotation, molecular function: GTPase activity; GTP binding. NCBI's taxonomy places the organism in Eukaryota, Fungi, Basidiomycota, Agaricomycetes, Boletales, Suillaceae. The transcript has 41 exons. The record is from RefSeq and is a predicted model, not a curated record. Bases 115 to 7386 code for a protein of 2423 amino acids.